This is a messenger RNA of Quercus lobata, 1315 nucleotides long. It is a transcript of the gene CRR6, whose product is annotated as chlororespiratory reduction 6. The transcript has 4 exons. Gene Ontology annotation, cellular component: chloroplast. Gene Ontology annotation, biological process: NAD(P)H dehydrogenase complex assembly. NCBI's taxonomy places the organism in Eukaryota, Viridiplantae, Streptophyta, Magnoliopsida, Fagales, Fagaceae. The record is from RefSeq and is a predicted model, not a curated record. Bases 109 to 870 code for a protein of 253 amino acids.
AAAACACAAGGCCAAGAGAAAAUGUAGAUAAAUUGAAACAAAAAAGAAGGCAACCGUAUAGUCUCAGCUCUCAGGCCAUAUCACACGAAUACCCAGCUGAAACCUCCAAUGGCUACAACCAUCAAGCCUAUUCUUCCACUUUAUCAUUCACAUAAACAAACAGUUUCCUCUCCUACUCCAUGCAUUUCCUGCAAACCCAUCUCGGAUCCCAUGGCUUCUUUGCAAAUUUCGCAUUCAACUCGGCCACGCGGACAAGUGGCAGUCUCAGUUGCUUUCAAUCCAUCAGGGAAAUUCGACUUCUCUUUAACUGACGAUGAAGAGGAUACAUCAAAAGUGGCACCUCCAAUGCCACCUAGUGAAGACCGAUUUGACGUGGUUAUUGAUAAUGAUAUCAUUAGCCGUCUUGACUUAUCCCCAUUUCAAGCCACAACAGGGAUUACCUCACCAUUAUCUGUUGAGCCAAAAGAGUUUCUUGAACGUACAAUUGGUUUUACCAUCAACUAUACAAGAGAAGAUCAAUAUGAUCCUAGAGAAUUAACAGAAUUUCCUGAUAUAAGACUCUGGUUUGUAAGACUUGAUGCUGCUUAUCCAUGGCUGCCUGUCUUGUUAGACUGGCGAGCAGGAGAGCUAGCUCGUUAUGCAGCCAUGUUGGUCCCUCAUCAGAUGAAUAUGAGAAUGGGUGUUGUUUUUAAUCCUGAGGCACUGGAACUGUUCGUUAUGAAGAAAGUUUUUAUUGUCUAUUCUUGGUUGAAGCAACAUGAUAUUCCUAAGCCUAGAUUGAAGACAAGUGACAUGGCCAGGAUGCUUGGAUUUGGAAUUGGAGAUGAACUAUUCGACUUGAUCGAAAAGCACCCACUUGAUCUAUCCUAAACAAUUAAAGAAGCCUGCAACUCUAAUUGUACUCCACUUGAAUCCAAGAUCUCAGUUCAAGAUUCAAAAUACAUUUUCAAAGACCCCAUAUAAUGAUAAUGACCAUGAUAGAACAUCUAAAAGUAGUUUCCCCCUCAUACGAUGAGAUUCACCAGAGCUGAAGUGUAUCAUUUUGUCCAAAAGCGAUGCUAUUCACAAUUUUGUACUUUGUGGGGUACUUGGUGAAGAUCUGACAUCUUCACUUAUGUUUCUCCAAAACUGUAGUUCUUUAUAUCUCUUAACAUACAUUUGUGUUUCUGAUCGUUACAUUUUGAAUCCCAGCCAAAGGAAAAAGACAUUGGGUGAAUUUGCUGUAAAAGUUUUUUGUCAAGAAUGCAUCAAGGCAUUUUCAAAUGGAACAAAAAUGGUAUCUGUACAUAUAUAAUAUAUUAUUAUAGUCACAGAA